Messenger RNA from Lodderomyces orthopsilosis Co 90-125, 1197 nucleotides. Its product is annotated as alkene reductase. The record is from RefSeq and is a predicted model, not a curated record. Gene Ontology annotation, molecular function: NADPH dehydrogenase activity; FMN binding. The transcript has a single exon. Bases 1 to 1197 code for a protein of 398 amino acids. Lineage: Eukaryota; Fungi; Ascomycota; Pichiomycetes; Serinales; Debaryomycetaceae.
AUGACAAAAGCAGCUAUUCAAUCGUCAAAUUUAUUCAAACCAAUUAAAGUUGGAAAUACAGUGGUUCAACACAGGAUUGCCCAUUUACCAACCACUAGAAAUAGAGCACAUCCGGGUGAUCACAUUCCAACAGAUUUGGAGAAAAAGUAUUACACUGAUAGAGCCAAGUCGGGUGCAUUAUUAAUCACCGAAGCCACAAUUGUUACUCCGAAACUAGGUUGGUACCCCAAUGUUCCAGGUAUUUGGGAUGAGAAGCAAGCCUUGGGAUGGAAAGAAGUUGUUGAUUCAGUUCAUGCAGUAGGUGGUAAAAUUGCUGUUCAAUUGUGGGGAUUGGGUAGAGUUGCUAGUGGUGCUUUAUUGAAGACAAAAGGUUACGAUUUUGUUGGGGUUAGUGACGUAUACGAACAUGAAAAGUCAGAAAAGGAAGCCAUUGAGGCUGGUAAUCCACUUCGCCCCUUGACAACAGAAGAAGUUGAAGAAUUGAUUCAAAAAGAUUACCCAAAUGCUGUCAAAUUGGCCCUUGACGUUGCUGGAUUUGACUUUGUUGAGUUACACUUUGCCAAUGGAUACAUUGCUAGUCAGUUCUUAAAUCCAAAGAUCAAUACCAGGACUGACAAGUACGGAGGCCCAAUUGAAAAUAGAGCCAGGUUCAUUUUGGAAACAUUUGACAAUAUUUUCAAAGUGGCAGAUGCACAAAGAGUAGGUGUUAGAUUUUCACCAGCGAAUGUAUUUCAGGAACCUGGCAUCAAUCCUUCAAGUAAAGAGGACUACACCUACAUCCUCAAAGAAUUACAAAAACGGGCCGAUGAAGGACAUGAAUUGGCAUUUAUUGAUUUAGUUGAUGGAGUUUACGAUGCCGAUGAUGUCCAAUCACCAGCAAAUGUCAACUACUUUUAUGAUUUAUGGAAGGGGGUAAUUUUGAAAGGAGGAAACUAUACCGAAGAUAAAAACGAUGGAUGGAAAAAAAUUCUUCAAGAUGCCGACGCUAAUGAUCGUACAUUAGUUGGUUUCGGCAGACAUUUUAUCGCUAAUCCAGAUCUUCCACAAAGAAUCAAACACGGCCAAGAUUUGAAUGACUAUGAUAGAUCUACCUUUUAUACCACGUUCGAUUAUGGGUAUAAUACUUACCCUGAAUAUGGUGAAACCAGAGAAGCUGAUCCUGAUUCCAAGGUUGUUCCAAAGCCAUUAGUUCAUUAA